CCCUCUCUCUCUCCCUCCCUCUCUCCCUCCCUCUCUCUCAGUCUCUCUUUCCUCCCUUUCUGUCUGCCACCAGCCUACCUGAAAGGGAAGUGCACAAAGCCAAUAAGAAAAUCUGGCGCGCCGGCUGGGCCCUGUGCUCGCUAUGCUGCGGUAAAAGGACGAACACCGGGCCGCUUAUUUGCGGUGUUUACAGGGGAUGUAGAGAGAGACAAGAGGCACCGCUCUCCCCCCACCCCUCUCCGACGGACCGCAGCCGCGUCUGCUCUGCUCUGCCCAGCCCCGCUGCAUCGCCGAGCGGCCCUGCGAAGCAACACAAGAUGUCUACCAGAACGCCAUUGCCCACGGUGAACGAGCGGGACACCGAGAAUCACUCGUCAGUGGACGGCUUCGUCGAGCCCCCGGUCCCCCCGACAAAGUCUGCGAGUCGCCACAGCCUGCCGCGAUGUCGCAACUCUUUCACCUCCACGGAGGAGCACCCUCAUAUUGGCAACUACCGCCUUCUCAAGACCAUUGGGAAGGGGAACUUCGCCAAAGUAAAACUGGCGCGACACGUCCUGACUGGACGAGAGGUGGCGGUGAAGAUUAUAGACAAAACCCAGCUGAAUCCAACCAGCCUACAGAAGCUUUUCAGGGAAGUCAGAAUAAUGAAGAUACUGAAUCAUCCAAAUAUAGUGAAAUUGUUUGAGGUGAUUGAAACAGAGAAGACACUUUAUUUGGUGAUGGAGUAUGCCAGUGGUGGAGAGGUAUUUGACUAUCUCGUGGCUCAUGGCAGAAUGAAGGAGAAGGAGGCUAGGGCCAAAUUCAGACAGAUUGUGUCUGCAGUGCAGUAUUGUCACCAGAGGAGGAUAGUACACAGGGACCUAAAGGCAGAGAACUUAUUGUUAGAUGCAGAUAUGAACAUCAAGAUAGCCGACUUUGGCUUCAGCAACGAGUUCACUGUAGGCAGUAAACUGGACACUUUCUGUGGCUCCCCGCCAUACGCUGCUCCUGAACUCUUCCAAGGAAAGAAGUACGAUGGUCCAGAAGUGGACGUCUGGAGUCUUGGGGUUAUCCUCUACACACUGGUCAGCGGGUCCCUGCCCUUUGAUGGACAGAACUUAAAGGAGCUGAGGGAGAGGGUCCUCCGGGGGAAGUACCGUAUUCCUUUCUACAUGUCCACAGACUGUGAAAACCUGCUGAAGAAACUCCUCGUGCUCAACCCUGUCAAACGAGGCAGUUUGGAGCAAAUCAUGAAAGACCAUUGGAUGAAUGUGGGUCACGAGGAGGAGGAGCUAAAACCUUACAUCGAGCCUGAGGCGGACUUCAGUGAUUCAUCCAGAAUAGAGCUCAUGGUGACGAUGGGCUUCCCUAAAGAUGAGAUUACAGAGUCUCUACAAAGCCAGAAGUACGAUGAUGUCAUGGCCACCUACCUGCUGUUGGGAAGAAAAGCUCCAGAGUUCGAGGGAAGUGAGCCCCUGACUAACAGCAUCCUGGGUCAGCGACAGCGACCGACCAGUGACAUCAACAACAGCUCCAGCAUUUCUCCCGCCCAUCCCAAGGUCACACGCAGCAUCUCGGCCAAUCAGAAGCAGCGCCGCUACAGUGAUCAUGGUGGGGAUGAUGAUGAUGGUGGUGGUGGUGGUGGUGUCGUAGAGAAGCCAAUGGGUCCGUCUGUGCCACCGGCGGUAUCGUAUACGAAGCGUGGACAGGCGCUGAGCGUGGAAAGCGAUCACAGGGAGGAGUGGGACGGAGCACGCCGGCUAGAACUCAGCACUUCGAAAGGAGACGUUCCGGCGUCACCACUGGGGGUGCAGGAGAGGAAGAAAGCUACAAGUGCUGUGGGGACCAACGGUUCAAUGACUCGCAGGAAUACAUAUGUGUGUGAGCGAUCCUCCACGGACCGCUAUUCAGCUAUUCCCAAUGGCAAAGAUAGCAGUUUAACUGAGGUGUCGGGGAGCACGCCAUCGACUGCAAUGAGCUCUACACGACCUCGUCACACCAAGUCCAUGUCAUCAUCAGGGCAUCCUUCAAAGAGCACACUGCCCCCCAUUGAUGACAAUACAGAGCUUAAAGCGAGCUCCUCUCCACGUGGUCCCUCCACCUCUCCAUCUGCACACAGUAUUAGCACACCAGAGAAGAACCGGUUCCCUCGCGGCACCACCAGUCGCAGCACCUUUCACGGAGCGCAGCUCAGAGACCGGCGCAGCGCCACCUACAACGGUCCCCCAGCUUCACCCACAUUGUCCCAUGAUACGGGGGCUCUCGCACAGCAACGCAGGGGCACCUCCACAGGGAUCAUCAGCAAGAUCACCUCGAAAUUUGUCCGCAGAGCUCUGUCUUUCAGGUCCACCCGGAGGGUGCCUAGUGAGGGAGAGGCCAGUGCCAGGACAGAAACACCAAGGAGUGCGUCCGGUGACACUAAGGAGGACGGCGCUCGGGACUCCAAGCCUCGCUCACUGCGUUUCACCUGGAGCAUGAAGACCACCUCCUCCAUGGAGCCCGCCGAGAUGAUGAGGGAGAUCAGGAAAGUUCUGGACGCCAACAGCUGCGACUACGAGCAGCGCGAACGCUUCCUGCUUUUCUGCGUCCACGGUGACGCUCGCCAGGACAAUCUGGUCCAAUGGGAGAUGGAGGUGUGCAAGCUGCCCCGCCUUUCGCUCAACGGCGUGCGCUUCAAGAGGAUAUCGGGCACGUCCAUCGCCUUCAAGAAUAUCGCCUGCAAAAUUGCCAAUGAGCUCAAACUGUGACGGCAGAUGGAGUCCCAGUCGGUCUUUUGGUGAGCUCUGGUUACAGUCUCAUCUCAUCACUGGAUUAGUGUUGACUUACAGGACAAAAAUUCAGCACCGAAGGUCCUCACCAUGCAGAAUCAGGGUGGACUCGGCUGGUAACGUGCAAUACUGGCCACGAAUGUACUGUACAGGGUAGUGGAUCAGAGAGAUAUCGCAAGGUUUGACCUCUGUGACGGAGAGAUAGCAAAAACAGCUAGCCCCCUCUUUUCUUUCUUCCGUCCGGCCCUCUGUCUCUCUCAUCGGCCGCUGCUCCAUGUCAGAGGACACAUUCAUAUAACAUGCAGUAUGCAACUGAAGAUGACCAUCCUGCAAUAACGUUUUCAGUCUCUUUUCUAAACGCCUACUACAAGAUCUACUCUCCUCGCUGAAUAACCAUUAAGAUUACUGUAAGCUAAAAUAGCCGCUUUUCCUGUGUUAAGUCAGUAUAUAGAUCAGGCUGGAGCCCAUACUAAAACUAUGUAAAAAGAGAAUUGUACUGUAUGCAUAACAUCUGCAGGUACUGUAUUGUAUAUUGAUUUUGCGUUCUGUACAGAAUUUUAUUGUCAAUACUGUCUUUUUUCAUGGGAUUUGAGUUCUUUCCUAAUAUAAUUGAUGUCUCUUAGAGCAUUAUUCUUUCGGUCUGUGAGGUUUUUUUUUUUUUUAAUUUUUUUUUUUUUAAGAGCCACCAUAUGAAAAUAGUGUUUUUAAUUUUAUUUAAAGAGCACUAAAUUAUUUUGUGGAAUAUUGAGGGGUGUGUUCCCUUGCCUUUUAUGUUAUAUUUUUUUGCCUAUGGAAAAAAAAACACUAAGUUGCACCACAUAGACUUGAGUAGUAAGUUCAGUUAAAACUGAAAACAUGUUCACUUUAUUUUCUCUCAGCAGUAGGUAGGUGAUUUGGGGAUCCUGCUGCAAUUGCACAAGUUUUCCAGGGUGACAUGUAUGAACAUGAGAGUAUGCACCUGUAUUUCUUUCAUGUUAGUUUGGUAGUCCUCAAUUACAAAAGCAAAGCAGGGUUAAAUUGGUUUACUUUAGAAAGCAACAGACGAGAUGUUUUGAUCCAAAGGAUUGAAGAUGCACGAAAAGUCAAUUGAUUACCAUGAAAGGGCAGUUUUUCUUGAGAGCCUUUCGAAAGAGCCUAAUUUAUUCCUGCCACCAGUGUGAUUGUGCAGGUACUCGUGUAUCUCCUUGCUUGUUUUUUUUUUUUUUUUUUUUUUAAAUUCAGCGGAUUUUAUCGUAUUUAUUCCAUUACAUUGUAAUGUGCUGCUUUGUAGAUUUGAGGCGUGCACUUUGUUGGAGAAAAUAAAAAGGAUUUUAUUUGUUUGUAUUUA
Messenger RNA from Amphiprion ocellaris (clown anemonefish), 4074 nucleotides. RefSeq names its product MAP/microtubule affinity-regulating kinase 1 (gene mark1). Bases 318 to 2726 code for a protein of 802 amino acids. The transcript has 19 exons. Gene Ontology annotation, cellular component: cytoplasm. Gene Ontology annotation, molecular function: tau-protein kinase activity; protein serine/threonine kinase activity; ATP binding. Gene Ontology annotation, biological process: microtubule cytoskeleton organization; intracellular signal transduction; protein phosphorylation. NCBI's taxonomy places the organism in Eukaryota, Metazoa, Chordata, Actinopteri, Pomacentridae. The record is from RefSeq and is a predicted model, not a curated record.